GUCGCGCGGAUUUGAGUUUUGUUUGAAUGGACGAAGGCAGAACAGAAAGUAGUGUUUUUAAACUUUGGCAAUGUAGCUAUGGCAGAAAAUUUGAACUCGUCGGAUUCAGAUCGAUCGUCUAUAAGCGACCAAUCUGAGUCAAGUCGGAGCAUUAACAGAAGUCUGAGACUCGCAGAAAAGGAGAGAAAGAAGAACGAGGCGGAGGACCCGUUUGUUGUGGCCCUGAAGUACUUCUCUGAUGUUGAAGCAGGGACUCCUGUCAUCGGGAAUGAUGAGUGGGACAGGAACCUGGUUCUGGUGGAGAAGGUGGCCUUCAGUAGGGGACUUUCCCCAGAGGCCAUUUCUGUCAUGUUGGAGUUUGCCAUGAGUCUCCGUAUGGGAAGUAGCCCGUGUGUGCGGGUGCUGAAGUGUCUGAUUCCUGCCACUGUGGUGCCUCAGGAGGCUGUUGUUCGAGCAGUUGUUUGGCUUUGUGUUGGUAAAAUACCCAUGAGCACUCAGGUUCUUUUCAUAAAGUGGGUGUUGACCGUAUUUGAUAUGAUCGAUGCAAAGGAUCAACUUCGAGCCAUUUAUGGCUUCAUCUUCAGCUUUGUCAUGGAGGAAAAUCUGUCUCCAUACAUUUGCCAUCUGUUGUAUCUUUUAACCAGAAAGGAAAGUGUGCGUGUUUUCAGAGUCAGGAAGCUACUGGAGCUACAGUCUAAACUGGGAAGGCAGCCUUUCCUUUUGCACCUACUGUCACUUUACAAAGUGUUUUGCCCUGAACUUGUGACGCUUUCCAUUCCAUCACGGAUGAGGAGUGGGUUUAAGAACUACAUAUCCCCCUGGAAAUCGGCGCUGAUGUCCGUCCAGAAGAGGAAUGGUGUUGCAUCCGGCAUCAAUCCAGCCUUCACAAUCAAAAAUAAAGCCAUGUCCAGGAAAAGGAAACAUUGCCACCUGGAACUGCCAGAGUUGAGUUCCGUCAUCAACAAAGAUGCUCAGACUGAGCAGAUGUCCGGCAGAAAGGUGGUGCCCCUCGUGCAGGUGCACUCCUUUGCUCAUCUGUUGGAAAACAUGCAUCAUAUUGAGCUGCCCGCUCAGAUGGGUUCACUGCUUGGUUCCAGUCUGUCUCUGCAAUACCUCGAUUGUGUUCAGGAUGAGUCUGCCCUCCUACGCCUCAAUUUCUGGUUGGGCUGUGCUCUCCACGAAGAAUUUUUGUUCUGCGGUGAUGGAGGAGCCAACCAAAGUUCAGGAGAAGGUCUACAGUUUUUGAACAAGUUGCUGUCGGCGCAGCAAUUCCUUCAGGAGGGCUUUUCCAGCUCUGACGCUUUCCUCUACAAAUUUCUCAAUGUUUGGGACGGCUCUUUACUCCGUCCGCAGAUCCUCGGUCUUCUGAGCAACAUUCCUGUAAUCCCAAGCUUGCAAAUUGGAAGGCUUUUGUUCCAGCCGCUCACGCAGCUCUUCUUCACAUCCUCACUGUUUUUUAAAUGUGGCCUGAUGGAGUGUUUAAACAACAUGCUGUUGAAGUGGCUGACCUGGCACUCGGUGUAUGCUCUGGAGGACGAUCUGGACAUCAGUCUCAACAGCCACACCUCCAUAAACAUAACUCUGUCGGGGUUCAAGGAUUCGGUGAUGGAGCUGAUUCACUUUUUUGGUCGGCUGGCGUCGGUGGGCCUCCAGCUCGAAGGCUGCCACACUCUUCUCCUCAGCUUCAUCAUGGACUUCUAUGAAACUGUGUGUGAUACAUUUCUGAAGUUUGACCUUCCCCUCGUGGUGAUGCCUCCACCGGGAGUCUUUUACCCAGCGCUGCUCGCCACUGACCCUGUCACUGUAGACAGGGUGGCGUACAUCAUGCACAGGUACAAAGUGAACUUGACAUCAGCCAAGAGCCAAGAGAAACAAACAGAGAAGGCUUUUCACAUCAGCCGCCAGACUUUCCGCGAGUUCAACCAGUACCUGGCGUUCAUGGUCAACUGCCUGUGGAACUCCAAGAUGUUUCAUCCAGGUAUGGCCCUGCAAGUGGGAGAGGAGCUGCUGCUCAAGAGCAAUGUGCCGCAGUAUUGGACCAGCUUCGACUUCAUCCACCACCCAGCCUUCAUGAGCUACGCUGUUGACUUUCACCAGAGGUGCUGGCCGGGCAAGGAUAUGGAUCUCAGUGCCAUAAAGAACUCAAAGGCGUGGAGCUGGUACCUGGAGUAUCUGUUCAGUCAGGGCUUUGACGGCCUUAAAGACUUUGUUAGAAGUAACAUCAGCCGGUAGGAGACAGGAGGCGACGCGGGUGGGGCGGCGGCGGCGGCGGCGGC
Molecule: messenger RNA, 2276 nt
Organism: Cololabis saira (Pacific saury)
Lineage: Eukaryota; Metazoa; Chordata; Actinopteri; Beloniformes; Belonidae
Gene: cenpi
Product: centromere protein I
Exons: 20
Coding region: 79-2232 (717 amino acids)
Cellular component (GO): kinetochore
Source: RefSeq, a predicted model, not a curated record